This is a messenger RNA of Alternaria ventricosa, 729 nucleotides long. RefSeq lists its product as uncharacterized. Lineage: Eukaryota; Fungi; Ascomycota; Dothideomycetes; Pleosporales; Pleosporaceae. Bases 1 to 729 code for a protein of 242 amino acids. The transcript is spliced from 3 exons. The record is from RefSeq and is a predicted model, not a curated record.
AUGGCAAACAUCAAGUACGUAAAGAAAAGCUCUGGUGACGGACAGCAACCCCAAGCAGCGCCAGUAGUACGCGACUUCGCCAUGCGCCCUAGCAGGACCUCUCAGCGCGCAGCAGCUUCCGACCCCGAACCUGAGCCCACACAUGUCCCUCAGAAGCCAGCGGCGUUCCCUUCGCUACCAGCCAACGCUCAACCAUCACCGCCGUUUGACCCGAAAUUCUCGGGUCAUGGUAUGAGAGAGCUGAUGGCGGCUAUCGAGACCAAGGACGAGACACGCAUGGAACACAUCAAAGACCACUUCAAGAUUAAAUACGAGGCGGGUAAAGAUCCCUGGUAUGCGGCCUUGAGGCGUCGCUGGGACCCUAAGAUGGUCGAUUCUAAGGUCACAUUCGAAUCUCUAUGGGUAUCACUACGCCAGACUAUCAUCGAGCAGAUAAAGGACGACUUCAUUACCGGCACCUAUAUCAGUCGCUUCUACCCCGUAUGCUGCAUCCUGAACCUCUCCAAGGCGAAGCUGGAUACGAUCAUGGCGGAGAACGCCGCAGUAUGGGAGACCGAGGCUGAGAUUCCACAAUACUUCAAAGACUACAGAAAGCGAUACCCUCAGGCCAUCAUCGACCCAGACGAGCCUCCCCCGAGCGAAGUAGUGAGGGCGAUCAGGUUUUUGAGACAGCAAAGGCUUCCUGUUAGUUUGCUCGGCGAGUGGCAGGCACUGCCGGGACCUGAAUAA